AUGGUCGACCAACAAAUUGAUGAUUUCAUCGACUCUGUUAUAGCGAACGACCCGAAGAGACGAGUGUAUAUCGAAAGAGAUAAGGAACAAGGACACAAUCAACUAUGGCACGACUAUUUUAGUGAAAAUCCAACAUACCCACCCGAAAUGUUUAGGCGGCGUUUUCGAAUGAACAAACCUUUGUUCCUUCGCAUUGUCGAACGCCUAAAUAAUGAAGUUCCAUACUUUCAGCAACGAAUAAAUGGUCACGGAAGGUGCGGCCUAUUUGCACUUCAAAAAUGCACUUCAGCAAUACGAAUGUUGGCAUAUGGUCAAGCCGGAGAUGCGAAUGACGAAUAUCUCCGACUUGCGGCAACUACUGCACUUUUAUGUUUGGAAUAUUUCACGGAAGCGAUAAUACAAUUGUUUGGAGAUGAGUAUCUAAGAAGACCUACACCAGAAGAUCUUCAAAGACUACUUGACGCUGGAGAGGCACGCGGGUUUCCGGGGAUGAUAGGCAGCAUCGAUUGUAUGCAUUGGGAGUGGAAAAACUGCCCAACGGCUUGGAAAGGUCAGUACACACGUUCUUCAGGAAAGCCGACAAUUGUCUUAGAAGCUGUGGAAUCACAAGAUCUUCGGAUAUGA
Brassica oleracea var. oleracea is the source of this 624-nucleotide messenger RNA. RefSeq lists its product as uncharacterized. The transcript has a single exon. The record is from RefSeq and is a predicted model, not a curated record. NCBI's taxonomy places the organism in Eukaryota, Viridiplantae, Streptophyta, Magnoliopsida, Brassicales, Brassicaceae. The coding region runs from base 1 to 624 and encodes 207 amino acids.